Messenger RNA from Trichosporon asahii var. asahii CBS 2479, 270 nucleotides. RefSeq lists its product as uncharacterized. The transcript has 2 exons. Lineage: Eukaryota; Fungi; Basidiomycota; Tremellomycetes; Trichosporonales; Trichosporonaceae. Bases 1 to 270 code for a protein of 89 amino acids. The record is from RefSeq and is a predicted model, not a curated record.
AUGUACGAAAGGGUGGUCGUUGCCGGCCUGCUCCCUGUAUCCGCCGCAUUAUUCACUCCUAGCGAAGCUCAAGACCCAAGCCUUCAACCGCCUUUGCCGUUUAUCGCCGCCGACCUCGAUGUCGUCAUUGCUUCUGUCCACUUGUCGGCGCAGCAGCCUCUCUCCCAUACCCUUGCAUUGGCAGCCUACGUGCCCAAGCCAAGUCUGCCACCACAGCUCAUCACCGACGCCGACGCCGAGCUCCCAUGGAUCGUCUCGGCGCCGAUCUGA